CGUAUACGUGCGCGUAUAAAAAAAGUUUUGGCUUGGCCUCAGCGUCAGCGACCCCCGAAGACCUCGGCACUCUCUAUCUCUUUCUCUAUCUCUCCCUCUCUCUAACCCCAAAUUUCGAUGGGAUCGAUUCAUGGGGAACCCCAAUAGCAUCGGAGGGGAGGAGGAGGAGGGGAACGCUUCGAUGCCGGAGGAGGAUCUGGUGGAGCUCAGGUUCCGGCUCUUCGAUGGCACGGAUAUUGGCCCUUUCCGGUACGCACCAUCUGCGACGGUUGCAAUGCUCAAGGAGAGGAUCGUUGCGGAGUGGCCCAGAGAUAAAAAAAUUGUACCAAAGGCUGCGAAUGAUGUAAAACUCAUCAGUGCUGGAAAGAUAUUGGAAAAUAGCAAGACAGUUGCCCAGACCAGAACUCCAUUUGGUGAACUUCCUGGUGGAACCAUCACCAUGCACGUUGUUGUGCAACCAUCUUUACCAAAGGCAAAGACAGAAAAGAAGGUUGAGGAGUUGCCAAAGAACAGAUGUGGAUGUACCAUUUUGUAAGGUUAAAGUCGUGUUGAAUUUAUUGUUUAUGUAGAGGUGAAACACAAAUUAAUUUGGAAAAUAGUUGUGAGAUGCAUUCUCUUGGUUAUCCUAAUUGUGAUUAGUAAGAGGGGAUGCGACCUAUGUUGCAGGGUGAUGACAUAUACAUGAAUACUACAUUUGGUAGGCUUGGGAAGUAUCAUAAGGGUGGCAUGAUAGACGAAUUCCAUAGUCAUGGUUUGAUUUCUGGAGUAAUAUACUUUAAUAGAAAGCAGUGUUUGCCAAUGUUUCUUGAA
Molecule: messenger RNA, 810 nt
Organism: Nymphaea colorata (pocket water lily)
Lineage: Eukaryota; Viridiplantae; Streptophyta; Magnoliopsida; Nymphaeales; Nymphaeaceae
Product: membrane-anchored ubiquitin-fold protein 4-like
Exons: 4
Coding region: 131-535 (134 amino acids)
Molecular function (GO): protein binding
Source: RefSeq, a predicted model, not a curated record